Molecule: messenger RNA, 5634 nt
Organism: Procambarus clarkii (red swamp crayfish)
Lineage: Eukaryota; Metazoa; Arthropoda; Malacostraca; Decapoda; Cambaridae
Gene: bel
Product: ATP-dependent RNA helicase bel
Biological process (GO): gamete generation; cell differentiation
Cellular component (GO): P granule; nucleus
Molecular function (GO): RNA helicase activity; ATP binding; RNA binding
Source: RefSeq, a predicted model, not a curated record
GUGACGUCACUCCCACAGAAAAUUGGCUUUGUCCUCUGGAGUCGUCAGACGGUGAACUGUGCCCCGUAUCCUCCCCUAAAACUUUUAAAACCAAAGUUAAUUUUUAUUUGUACUAUGAGUAAUGCACCCACCCACAAUGGAGUAGGUCUAGAGCGGCAGUUUGCUGGUCUAGGCUUGGAGGGAGGACGAGACCACACUGGUCAACGUGGAGGUGGGCGCGGUGGCCGGGGAGGAGGCCGCUACGUUCCCCCUCAUCUUCGAAACCGACUAGAAGAUAUUCCCCCACAGCCACCACCAGGUGAGGACACCUCACAAAUUGAUACUUCAGAUAGGAAUUCUAGGGACGGUUUCGGAAGUUGGUAUGGUCCCCGCGGUUUCCAGAACACUGGCCGAGGCUGGGACCAGGAUAGGGACAGAGAUCAGUUCGGCAGCACAGGUGGACGGAAGAACGGGGAUAUACCGUCAAAUAACUACCAACGACGAGAUAACCGCGGUGGUGGAGGCGGUGGCAGUGGUGGUGGCGGCGGUGGUGGGGGCGGAGGCAACACUGCAAAUAGUGGAUUCCGAGGAAAUGACGGUCAGCGUUUCAGGGAGAAUGAUGACCGAUGGAGAGGAGGCCGUGAAAACCGAAGUGGGGGCUAUGAAGAACGCUACCGCGACGGUGGGGGACAGAAUGGUCCCCCUCGCAAUACUAGAUGGAUAGAAGAUGAACGCGAUCGCUCCUCGGGAGGUGGGAGCUCAAACAGCCGGUGGCAGGAUCGUGGAAAUGAUCGUGAUGAUUGGUGUCAGCCUCUGCCCAGGAAUGAGGUCUUGGAAGGAGAACUGUUUGCUAAUGCUACCUCUGGACCAGUGUCUAACAGUGGUAUCAACUUUGACAAAUAUGAUGACAUUCCUGUGGAGGCCACCGGUGAUGAUGUCCCCGUGGCAAUCGGCACCUUUGCAGAUAUUAAACUAACAGAAAUCAUUAAGAUGAACAUAAGCUUAGCUCGUUACGAUAGACCCACACCUGUUCAGAAAUAUGCCCUACCCUUCAUCCUUGCCAAGAGAGAUCUAAUGGCCUGUGCCCAAACUGGCUCUGGAAAAACUGCAGCGUUCUUGGUGCCCAUUCUUAACCAAAUUUACGAGCAGGGUCCUGUUCAGAUCAAGAACAAUAAUCCCCGGGGCCGAAGUAAGCAGUACCCACUUGCGCUAGUUUUGGCACCUACUCGCGAGUUGGCAACUCAAAUAUACGACGAAUCUAGGAAAUUUUCUUAUAGGGCUAGAGUGCGGCCUUGUGUGGUGUAUGGUGGUGCAGAUGUGGUCUCACAGAUGAGAGAUUUGUCCCGUGGCUGUCAUCUGCUUGUUGCUACACCUGGUCGUCUUGCUGAUAUGAUUGAUCGUGGCAAGAUUGGCUUGGAUUCUUGCAAAUACCUGGUACUUGAUGAGGCUGACCGCAUGCUGGACAUGGGUUUCGAGCCCCAGAUUCGUAGAAUCGUUGAAGAGGACAACAUGCCUCCCACUGGACAGCGACAGACACUUAUGUUCUCCGCCACUUUCCCAAAGGAGAUUCAACGCCUAGCACAGGAUUUCUUGGACAAUUACAUUUUCUUGGCGGUGGGACGUGUUGGAUCAACAUCAGAAAAUAUCACACAGAAGAUUGUUUGGGUCGCUGAAGACGAUAAGCGCUCCUUCCUCUUGGACAUCCUCAAUGCUGCUGGCUUAGACCGUCUGAAUGAAGCGACCAAGGAUGAAAAAUUGGCCAUGGGUGUACCCUCUCCUAAAGAAGAAUCCUUGACCUUAGUGUUUGUGGAGACAAAGAAAGGGGCAGAUGCUCUUGAAGAGUUCUUGUACCGUCAUGGUUAUCCAGUCACAAGUAUCCACGGGGACCGCAGUCAACGUGAGCGAGAGGAUGCUCUCCGUGUUUUCCGCUCGGGCCAGUGUCCCAUCCUUGUUGCCACUGCGGUUGCAGCUCGUGGUUUGGACAUUCCACACGUUAAACACGUCAUCAAUUUUGACCUACCUUCAGACAUAGAAGAAUAUGUUCACCGAAUCGGUCGUACUGGCCGUAUGGGCAAUCUUGGUCUUGCCACAAGCUUCUUCAACGACAAAAACCGUAACAUGGUUCGUGACUUGGUGGAGCUGUUGCAGGAGGCCAAACAAGAGUUACCCAAAUGGCUUGAGGCAAUUGCAUCGGAGUCACGCUGGGGAGGUGGAACUGGCAGGGGACGCAGCAGUGGCGGGAAGAGAUUUGGUGGCGGUUUUGGCUCUCGCGAUUACCGUCAAGUGGAUCGCAACAAGGGGGGCCCUCACACUGCUGGUGGCCCUGCACGCCCUGGUGGUACAUUCAACAGCUUUGGGGGAGUGAAUAUUUCAGCGGCACCUCCACACUUCAAUCACUAUGGAGGGUAUGGAGGCUUCAGCGGAGGUGGCGGUGGCUACAACAAUUACAACACCUCCGGUGCUUCAGGAACGGACUGGUGGGGAAACUGAACUCCGGCAGCGGAGACUCCGGCACCGUGCCACGUUGUGCAACACUUGUUACAUCUGGGAUUAUACCAUUAGUGGAAGUGCAGUGUUUGCUUUUUUCUUUUAGUUUAGAUGGGUCGUGUAAACCCUUAUUAGUUUAUAAGGCCACUUCUGCCGUGGCACCAAGCGUUUAUUGAUUGGCAGUUUCCCCUGUACUGACACGAGUCAGUGUUAAGUCUUUGACUGGAGCAAUGCUUGAAAAUGGAUAUUAUAACUGUUUACUUGAAAAAAACUGUUUCUAGAGUUGUGUAUUGCUCCAUCCUUGUACCCAGUAACAAGUGACCACAAAGUGGCAUUGAAAAAAAAAAGUUUCAGCAGCAGUCAAACUUUUUAAGUGUUAUCAUUAUUCAAACCCUGCUGUCUGAAAAUGUGACGAGAGUCACGUUGAUGCGGGGUUCUCUUUUAAAACUUGAAAUUUUCUUGUGUCACAAGCUUGGAACUUUUCUCUGAAUAUGUUGACCUUAGACUGAAGGCUCAUUUGUCUUGAUGUUUACUGCCUGGAAGUCUGCAUCACAACCCAAAUAUUGACGUUAUUUAGAGAAGAAACUUGGACGUUUCUUAUGCUUUUUUGUGUGAUAAUUAGCAUCGAGAGAAGGGGUUGAAUAGUAAUAAUGUCGCCUCGUCUCUGAACCUUUAGCAUGGAGUACGUACCAUGUUCCACUGUGUAGCACUGAAAAUGUAGACCCUUUUUUGAUUGUAAGUUACAAACAUGAUGCAGAAACUGAGGUCAAUUGUGAGCCGUAAUUUAUCCCUAAAAUGCCCCAAAUGUCAAGGUUGGGCUGCUGUUAACUUUUGUGUCUAAUAUAUAUAUUGUAGCGGUGGUGUUGCCGGGCGAAGUAAGGUGAACACAGCCUCGGCCAGAUUUACAGCAGAGGGAUAGCUAUGUAGUAUUUGAACAUCACUGGACCGCCCAGGCAACAGCAACGUGCACUGUUGCGUUCAUUAAGGUAUUAUAAUUCUAGAAUUCUGUAGCAUGGCUUUUGGGAAGUUUAAUUGAUCAUUUGAUAUUUUGCCGUCCCUUUUGAUUGUAGUAAUGAACGAGCCUCUGGAGCAGCUGUGGAUGCAGUUAUUUCAGAUUUACUUCUCGUUGCUCGGAAGAAACUUUAAAACUUUGUAACUUGUCCGGAAUACAUUUGGAGCACUUCCAAAUGAGUUAUGUUUUAAAUACUUGAAGGAUGGAAUCCUUAAGAGGCUCAGUAUGGAGAUGUGUCUUUGUCUCUCCUCCUGGAUUUUGAAGACCCACCAUAAUUUUUUUUUUUAAUUUAUAUAUAUAUAUAUUUUUUUUUUACUUGAGUUCGGUUGGACUUGGGUGCUGGAUACAGCAUCCUCUACACAGUAGCGGCUGAAGCCGCAACACAAAUGGCUACAGCAUCACUCAAGCCUGGUCUCCUGAAGGCAGUGGCUAGCAUGUUGCAGUAAUGAUCCAUCCCUGAGUCAUACAAAUAACUUGACUAAUCUCAGGGUAUAGGCCUACCCAGUGUUCGACAAAUGUGUUCCUGUCUAGUAAUGUCAUAAACUGGGCAGGGAGACAUUGCUGAUCAGCAACAGCAGUGUAUUGAUGCAUCUCAAGUAGAAUUGCUGUGGCACAUUGCAGCCUUCUUAGAUAUUAAGUCAAACUACCUGUAAAUUAUGAGAAGGCCGUGAGUGCCUGGACUCACUUUGGCGAACACUGCCAUUAUUACUGUGAUAUUGUUUGAUGCCCGUGACAUAGCGGGAUUGAGUGCGGGGCCAGGUUUGGGUUGUGGCAGAGAACGCCCCCGGCAGAGGGCUGCCAGCUCUUCCCUGGCAUACGCUAGCAGGGUUGCAGCGAGUUCUGAUGAUAGUGAGACAGAGGUACAGCCCACAUUCCACUUUUAUCAUGAUCCUCCACAAAAUGUUUAUAUAGUUAUACCUGUAAUCUCAGUCAUAGUCUGAGUAUUGCCAAAGAUUGUUAGUUUGUAUGUUCAUGUACAAAUGUUGUCUUUAUUUAGUGAUCCAUAUUUGUUAUUGUAGAUGCUGACAUAAGCAGUCCUGCUUAUGCUCACCUCAGACUAACUCUAGUCGGUGAUGGCGCGCUGUUCCUCAGAGUAAACAGGCAGGAGUGUGUGUGUGAGAGUUGAAAGAAUUUGGCUCCUGGUUCCCAGUGAACAAAACUAAUUGCCCAUAGAUCUGAGUGUUUGGGCAUUUCUCAUGUUGAUAUCUCAUCAGCUGCUUGUAACUUGUUGGUGCUAGAUUUUAAUAUUAUGUCCAGGAGCUUUGAUCAGGUACAAAGUUCAUAGCACAAUGAUCUGUCAUGGAGAGAUUAUGUGUUCAAAAGUAAUCUGGUGUUUUAAUAUAAGCACUGCUCCUGCAGUGGGAUGCUGCACUGUUAGCUAGUAUGUUUAAACAAUAAAAUUGUGCAAAAUUUAACUUUUAGUGGUACAAUAAUUUAUAGUUAAUGUACAGAACCAUGCAUUUUAUGUAAUGGCUUGUGUGGGAUUCUAGCCAAACAAGAAAAUAGAUUUUUUCAGAUUAUAUAAUACAGUGUACCAACAUUAUUUGAUGCCUGGAGCAUCAGGAAUGCUUUAUCCAAGUGACACUUACAGCAUGUGGAGAUACACCAGCAACCCGCAUAGGGGUUGUGGGGGGGGGGUGCCACCCACCACUGCUGCUGCACUCGACCAACACAACGUGCGCUCCAAAAUAGAUGCAGCAUUGACGGUAAUCAGUGAUGUGUAUGUAAUACAAUUAAAGCACUGUGUUGUGGGUGGGUUGUAAGCAGUGGUGCGAGGCUCCAGGGAUCAACUUUCCACCAAGGAAGAGCAAUGUCAUCUUCCGGGCCCUGCGAGAGCUUCUGAUUAGCUCUUCCGGGAGGUCAGGAAGGGGUCCUCAACAUUUCCCAUGGAAAGAAAGUGUACCUAAUAUUGGGGAAAUAUACGGGGGGGUCUCUGCGCCAAAUAUUGUGUAGAUAAAAUGUAUUGUCUUUUUAUACAAGAUUGCAAGCUAUUUUUUAUUUCUCUCAUUUCUAGAGAUUUAAGGAGAGAUCUCACAUUGAUAGGGAUGGCAAAUUGAAGUCUACUAUUAUUAUAUUCACUCUGGCAUUUAGAACAUUUAUGAAACUAGAGAAUGUACUCAAGCUUUCUUAAAAUAUAAUAAAAACAGCAAAAUAUA